Molecule: messenger RNA, 1128 nt
Organism: Knipowitschia caucasica
Lineage: Eukaryota; Metazoa; Chordata; Actinopteri; Gobiiformes; Gobiidae
Source: the annotation of a GenBank genome assembly
AUGUUUCGAUGCGCAGGUCCUCAGUAUGGCUCAGUGGAGCGGGCCUGGCUGGGCGUCAUGACGGAGGCGGAGAAGGUGAGCGAGCUGCACCAGGACGUGAAGAACAACCUGGUGAACGAGGACGUGGAGAAAGUGAAGAACUGGCAGAAAGAAGCUUAUCACAAACAGAUGAUCGGAGGCUUCAAAGAGGCCAAGGAGGCAGAGGAGGGCUUCAAGAAGGCUCAGAAACCCUGGGCCAAGAAGCUCAAGGAGAUGGAGACGGCAAAGAAAGCCUACCACAUGGCCUGUAAGGAGGAGAAGCUGGCCGCCACCAGAGAGGCCAACGGGAAGACCGAGGCUUCUGUUACAGCCGACCAGCAGAAGAAACUCCACGAGAAAGUCGAUAAAUGCAAACAGGACAUGCUCAAAGCCAAGGAGAAGUAUGAGAAGUCCCUGGAGGAGCUGAACAAAUGCACCCCUCAGUACAUGGAGAGCAUGGAGCAGGUGUUCGACCAGUGUCAGCAGCACGAGGUCCGGAGACUCAACUUCCUCAAAGAGGCUCUGCUGGACAUCAAGAAGCACCUGAACCUCACAGAGAACCAGAGCUACGCCACAAUAUACAGAGAGCUGGAACGCACCAUCCUGGCUGCAAACUCACAAGAGGACCUCAAGUGGUUCAGCAACAACCACGGACCUGGCAUGCAUAUGAACUGGCCGGCUUUCGAGGAGUACAACCCUGAUGCUGCUGCUGCUCCUAUAAAGAAAAAGAAGCCAGAUGGAGCCCCACCCACCCCCAGCACAGACCAUGUGGCGCCACCUGGUGACCGCAGCAGUGUGAGCAGCUACGACAAAAACCAGACCUUCUCAGCCGAAUGGUCCGAUGACGAGCAGCCGGCCACCUACUCGGGCAACGAAAACGGAGGAAACGGAGGCAACGGGAACUCGUUUGAGGACGACUCAAGCUCUGGCCGAGGGGUCCGUGUGCGCGCCCUCUACGACUAUGAAGGACAGGAGCAGGACGAGCUCACCUUCAAAGCAGGUGACGAGCUGACCAAGACUGAGGAUGAAGAUGAGCAGGGCUGGUGUAGAGGACGCUUGGACACCGGUCGGGAGGGACUGUACCCGGCCAAUUAUGUGGAGCCGAUCUAG